CUAAGCACUCAAUCAUCGGAGCUCCAAGCAGAACCUCACCUCUCUUUCUCUCUCUCUUCUCCUCCUCAUCUUUCUUUCUUCUGUUCAACAAUGGCGUUUCGCAAAACCCUAGCUCAGCGUCUAUUUCACAUAACCAAAAUCUCAUCCCUAAACAGUACCCUGACACAUUCCCCCAUCGCUUCUCAUCUGAUUCAAGAACCUUUAGUCCCUCCUGAUCAGGCCAAAACAAACUUCCGCAAAGAAUUUCGCAGCGAUUCAGAUUCCGGCAGCGAUUGGUUUUUCCGGAGAUAUCUUCAGAAGAGAGCGAUUGUUCAGUCGGCGGUGGCGUCGCCGGAGCUCCGGUCCCUGUCGCUUGGGGACAAAUUGAAGGAGAAGCUCAAAGGCAUCAACAUAAGCGGCGAUCGCCUGCGAUUGGAAGGAUUGAAUCUGCCGGUGAAAAGGUCGGAUUCUCUAGACAAAAUUUCAUUCGAGGAAGUGCAGAAGGCGCGGAAGAUGUUGAUGCAGUCUCAGUUAGAAAUGUUGAAAACGAAGUUGAAAAGUAUUCCGGAAGGCUGCAUCACCUAUUCUGAGUUUAUUCAGAUCUGCUCCGACGGUUGCUCGAGUACUGAUCAGGGAUCAGAGUUUGCGAAGGUGUUGGAACAAUCUGGAGCCGUCAUCCUCCAUGGAAACGUGGUGUUCCUUAAACCGGAGCAGGUAACAAAAGCGAUAGAUGCUACGAUGCAAGGUCUAAUUCCUCUGGGAAUAGCCCACCCAAAUGACCCCAGGAUUAAAGAGCUUGAAGAAAUGGAGAAGGAGAAGAUAGCGAUAGAUGAAAAGGCGGAUGCGCUGGUUAAAACGGAGAUAGGUGCUGGGCUUGGCUUCCUCCUUGUCCAGACAGCAGCAUUCAUGAGGGUCACCUUCUGGGAGCUAUCUUGGGAUGUGAUGGAGCCAAUAUGCUUCUAUCUCACCACCUUCUACUUCUUGGCGGGCUACACCUUCUUUAUGAUUACUUCAAGGGAACCUUCUUUCGAAGGGUUCUACCGUAGCCGUUUUAUUGCCAAGCAGAAGCGGCUGAUGAAGAACAAGAAAUUCGACAUUAAAAGGUUUUACGAGCUCCGCAAAGCCUGUAAUCCUUUUUCGCCUGAACAACAUCCAUCACCACCACCACCACCUAAUCACUCUGAUAGGACAAUGCUCGGUGCUACUCUUUAUCAUUAA
This is a messenger RNA of Telopea speciosissima, 1197 nucleotides long. RefSeq names its product calcium uniporter protein 1, mitochondrial-like. Lineage: Eukaryota; Viridiplantae; Streptophyta; Magnoliopsida; Proteales; Proteaceae. Gene Ontology annotation, biological process: calcium import into the mitochondrion; mitochondrial calcium ion homeostasis. The transcript has 2 exons. Gene Ontology annotation, molecular function: uniporter activity; calcium channel activity. Gene Ontology annotation, cellular component: mitochondrial inner membrane; uniplex complex. The record is from RefSeq and is a predicted model, not a curated record. The coding region runs from base 91 to 1197 and encodes 368 amino acids.